AUGAUACGCCAACACAACACAACACAACACAACAACACAAUGAACACGACAGCGACAGCCACGUUUCCUCCCCACCUCUACUUUGCCCUGCUGAGUGCGGUGCGUGAGUUCCGGGUGCCCGGGUGCUACGUCGACAUGGUGCAGGACACGGGGGUGGCCACCUUCACCGGCCGCCGACCUCAGGUCGUCUCUGCCGGCAAAGCCCAGUUCGAGCAGGUCGUCAGACGGCUCCAGCGGGAAGACCUGGCCAAAGCCCAAGCCCACGCCGAGGAGGGUACGACCCCAGGACCGGUCUACGAGCCUGUUCGUGGUGCGGUCUCGCUGCCCACCAGCAGCCAUUCGCCCAAGGUGGUGGCGUCGUACAGCUGGAACAUGGCCGAUCCCGAUGAACCCUACGCCAUCCCUGGCCAUCUGAGCACCUUUUCCAAACCGGAGACUCCACUGAGCCUGGCCGCCGAUGACGGCGGCGCUCACGACCCCUUAUCGUGGGAGACGGCCCGAGGCAUGGCCACCGCCAUGGAGCCCAUCGUGGUGGCCUGUUGCGCUCUCGACCCGACGUUCUCGCUGUCGGCGUGCCAGGUGGUGACGGACCGCAACAACCUGCGCAAGAUCUUCAGGUGGGCCUGUGGGGACAGGAGCCGAUGGAGGAUCGACCUGGAGAAGGUGGCGCCCGACACCAUUGCCAUGCUGCGCUUCGACCUCUCGGAGGAGGGCCAAUCCGAGCUGCUGCAGCGCAAGCGCAGCGGGUACCGAUUCGAGGACCUGUGCUGCGCCGGUGAUGAUGGUCGUGCCAGCGCCAGCUCGGACUCCUACCGCGCGGUACUGGAAUUCGAAACGGCCGGCAUCCGAUUCCUCAUGCGAUGCGAGAUCGACGCUGCCAUGGCCCCGCAGGAGUCUGACGAGCUCCUCGAGUUGCAGCUGGCCCAGCUGUCGCUCGCGGCUCGGCCCCUCAAGUUGGCAGGCAGUGAGCUGGUCUUUCAGCGCUCGGCCUGGCCUAAGGCGCCCGAGUUCGUCGAGCUGACCUCCAUGAUUGACCAGCGCUUCGAACACCCCAGGUAA
Messenger RNA from Acanthamoeba castellanii str. Neff, 1059 nucleotides. RefSeq lists its product as uncharacterized. The transcript is spliced from 4 exons. Bases 1 to 1059 code for a protein of 352 amino acids. NCBI's taxonomy places the organism in Eukaryota, Discosea, Longamoebia, Acanthamoebidae. The record is from RefSeq and is a predicted model, not a curated record.